This is a messenger RNA of Phyllopteryx taeniolatus (common seadragon), 2543 nucleotides long. It is a transcript of the gene pus7l, whose product is annotated as pseudouridine synthase 7 like. Gene Ontology annotation, molecular function: pseudouridine synthase activity; RNA binding. The record is from RefSeq and is a predicted model, not a curated record. NCBI's taxonomy places the organism in Eukaryota, Metazoa, Chordata, Actinopteri, Syngnathiformes, Syngnathidae. The transcript has 9 exons. Bases 290 to 2398 code for a protein of 702 amino acids. Gene Ontology annotation, biological process: pseudouridine synthesis. Gene Ontology annotation, cellular component: nucleus.
UUGAGCGUGCUGUGUUGUUGUGUUUAUGUGCUUCAAGCGGGCUACUCGAAAACACACGCUGCUCACUCCAUUUACGUCGGCGUUUUUUUUUGUUAUUUUUUUCACAACUGUGUCAUUUCGGUAUGUACUAACAACUUAGUGUUUUUCUCUCCGGCGUGUAAUUGGAGCGGAACUAUUGGGUAAUUACUCAGUUACGUCGCAGGAGCAGUCUUUUGUGUCAGAUAUGAAGCGUCUGUUUUUAAUAGCUUCGUAACAUCUCUUCGGCCAAAAAGCUCGUGAUCUACAGUUUAUGUUAGUUGAUUUCUGCCGCGGGUUAUUUGUCGAAAAUAACAUUACAAUGAAGCAGGACGGUGAUGCUGCCAGUGUCCCUGCGUGCUUCAUAUCAGACCAUGAGGGUUUUCUAGGAAACAUUAAAAAGUUCAUCAGGGACUUCGUGGUGACUGAAAUCGACAUCAAUGGACGGCAAGUGAAUUCAGGAGCAGCCACGCAGGCUCCUCACUGCUCGGACAAGACCAGUGGGAGAUGUAAACAGGAUCAGAACCUCCAGGGGUCCGAGGAUGCUGACUUCUCAGCCGACUGCAGGUUCGAUUUUACCAUAUCGAGCCCAGACAGCUUAGACUUGAGUAUGGUUUUGGGUCAGGCGGUGAGCGAACAGCUCGAGCAGUUUGUGCUGAGUCUCCGAGACGAGGCGGAGGAGGGUGAAAAGUCAGGCCACAAGGAGCUCUCUUUGGGUUCUUUUACCGACAAGUACCAGCGAGCCAACGUGCACCGGGCCGUGCGACACCGCUUCCCCUUCCUCAUGACCGUCACCAUCCAGCCCGAGAUCAGGGUGAGGGAGGACCCGGACUACAGGGAGCUCUCCCAGCUGGUCACCGAGGAGGAAGCGGAGGACUUCUUCAGGUUCAUUGAUGCCAAAGUGCAAGACUCGUCCUAUACGUUUCACCCCGACGACAACAAGGAGCACCGCACGGCCGUCCACCACUUCCUCAACCGCCGCUUUGGGAAACUGGUGGAGACCAAGAGCUUCACCGAACAGGAGAGGACGGCCAUCUCGGUGCGGCUGAGGGAGCGAGGCAGACCCAAGAAAAGGAGCGCCGAGGAGCGCAGAGAGGAGGAUGUCUACACAGCUUUCACGCUGUGUAAGGAGAACUUGGAGACUCUGGAGGCCAUCAGCUACAUGGCAGCAACACUCGGCGUCUUGCCGUCGGAUUUCACCUACGCUGGGAUCAAGGACAAGCGAGCGGUCACCUAUCAAUCCAUGGUGGUCAAGAAGGUCUCGCCACAACGGUUGAUGGAGAAGAGGGCGGCGUUUGAGAAGCGAGGGAUGCGUCUUUCGCACAUCCGCUCCGUGGCCGAGCCGCUGAAGCUGGGACGACUGCAGGGAAACCACUUCGACCUGGUGGUUCGCAAUCUGAGGUCGCAUGGCACCAUCGACGCGCACUCGGGCGCUGAGACAAAACAUCGACUCGCUGGCUUGGUGGAGGAAGCACUGGAGAAUGUCAAGGUGAGAGGUUUUGUCAACUACUACGGGCCGCAGCGGUUCGGAAGUGGGCAGAGUGUUCAGUCGGACCAAGUUGGGCUGGCUUUACUCAAAGAAGACAUGGUGAACGCAGUCCGUUUGUUCUUCAGUCCCGAGGACGGCGAUGAUCCUCCGAGCCAAGCCAAGCGACACUUCCUUCAGACGGAUAAUGCUAAGGAGUCCUUGGCGUUAAUGCCCGCGUCCAAAGCCAGGGAACGGCUCAUGCUCCGCGCCCUGAACCGUUAUGGCACCGGCCCGAACGGCUGCGCCAAAGCCUGGCUCAGCCUUCCGCACGGCAUGAGAGUCUUCUAUCCACACGCCUACUGUAGCAGAGUUUGGAAUGAGGCGGUCGCACACAGAUUGGCGACCCUGGGUCACGGCGUACGGAGGGGAGACCUUGUGUGGAUGCAGGAGGCGGAGAAAAUGGACGACUGUGGCGAAUGCAGGGCGGCUCAGAUCCACGUGGUGACAGAACAAGAAGAGCGACAGGGAGUCUACGCUCUCACUCAGGUGCUGCUCCCGAUGCCAGGGAACACGGUGAAGUACCCCGAGAACGCCAUGGGCACGUGGUACCGGGAGAGACUGGCCAGAGACGGCCUGGACAACUGCCGCUUCCGAGUGGGCGGCCUCAAGCUGAACCUGCCGGGCUGCUACCGCCCAUUGCUGGCCAACCUGUGCAACCUUAGCUACCAGCUCCUGACCAAUGAGGAAGGAGGAGGAGAGGCAACGGGAAACAGCGGCAUAAAGAGCGACGGACACCUGAAGGUCGCAGCGGAGGACGCCAAGCGCGAAUCGCUCACGCUUACCUUAAACUUCGACCUGGACUCCUCAUGUUAUGCCACCGUCUGCCUCAGAGAGAUCAUGAAGUGUGAUCCCUAGAUGUUUUGCCCACUGAACCUCCUGAAUGGCAUCGCACACUAGUUUGUACUAGUCAGUCAGUAUUUUGGUUGGUAUUUGUUUAGUAGUGUCCUUAGCUUGUGUUUGUAUUUUGUGGCAUAAAUGACAAAUAUAGACUUGAAAGAGA